AUGGGAAAGACAUUUAAAAAUAUCCACGCUUGUGCCAUUGGCAAGUUCCCUGUCCACGGGGAUAAGAUCCCACAGUGGAUACGAGCCCAUGGAGGGACCUUCUCGAAGGAGGUCACCGAGGAAGUUACGCACUUGAUUACCACGAAGGACACCUUCGAAAAGAAUGUCGAAGCAGUUCAAAAAGCCAAGCUUCUGGAAACAGUCAAGAUAGUGACCUACGACUGGCUCGAGGAUUCUUUGCAGUCCAAAACCCGUAAGCCGAAGCCUGAGGGAGCCUACCUCUUGGCGAAUAUCUCGAACAAAGAGAAAAAGAAACAGAGACGAGCCGCAAAGGUCCAGACGAGGCAGUUGAAGGCUAAGGACAAGUCAUCGGCACCUGGAAACGAUUCGUCUAAGCCAAAGUCUCGAACCAGCAAGGGGAAAGCCUUAACUGCAGUGAACUAUCACAUCUAUGUUGACAAGAGCACCGGGGAAACGUACAGCGCUACUAUUUACCGCCAUUUAUCUCGGAACAAUACACGCGAGAAAUUCCAGAUCAAGGUCCACGAGUCAAACGACGUUCCUCACACUUACGCAACGCAAGCAAAGUACAGUCGCACCGGAAAGUCCACUGACGAGAUUCUCGCGUCUCCCGGCAGUGACCAGAACACUGCGAUAGCAGCAUUCAGAGACUUUUUCGCGGCCAAGACGGGGAAGGAUUGGGAGCGUCGACUGGAUGGGAUCCUAGUGCCUCCAAAGCAGGACGUUGAUGGAAAGGAACUUCCACCCCACGAGGGCUGGUUUUACUAUGAAACUGGCAGAUCUCUUCUUUCGAACUUUCUUCGCCAGGUUGAGACUCGAAGAUUUGCAGCGGACCAGGGUGCUGAGCAAAUCGCUAUCGGCUCGAGCAACGAUGACCGUGGUCCUUUGACGCCGCCGGAUAGUAAAGACGAAUCAGUCAAAGACCUAAGCCUGCGCACAUGGUGUUUCUGA
Messenger RNA from Aspergillus pseudoviridinutans, 972 nucleotides. RefSeq names its product BRCT domain protein. NCBI's taxonomy places the organism in Eukaryota, Fungi, Ascomycota, Eurotiomycetes, Eurotiales, Aspergillaceae. Bases 1 to 972 code for a protein of 323 amino acids. The transcript has 5 exons. The record is from RefSeq and is a predicted model, not a curated record.